Molecule: messenger RNA, 1917 nt
Organism: [Candida] anglica
Lineage: Eukaryota; Fungi; Ascomycota; Pichiomycetes; Serinales; Debaryomycetaceae
Source: the annotation of a GenBank genome assembly
CAAAGAUAACCACAUAAAGAGACCCAUAUUCCCUCUAUUGUAUCCCAUUAGAAAAAGGUUUUUUCCCCUCAUCUCUCUCAGGUGUCGAAUCAAUCUAAUUAUCAACAAUGCCACACUCCAAAACUGCCAUUUUAUCGGUUUACGAUAAGACUGGACUCUUGGAUCUUGCCAAGGGUUUGGUUGCCGCCAACGUUCGUAUUCUUGCCUCUGGUGGUACUGCCAAGUUAGUUCGUGAGGCCGGCUUCCCAGUGGAAGACGUCUCCACCAUCACCCAUGCUCCUGAGAUGUUGGGUGGUCGUGUCAAGACCUUGCACCCUGCUGUUCAUGGGGGUAUUCUUGCCAGAAACUUGGAAAGUGAUGAAGCUGAUUUGUCUGCUCAAGGCAUUGAAAAAGUUGACUUUGUUGUCUGUAACUUGUAUCCUUUCAAGGAAACCGUUUCCAAGGCUGCUGUUACCAUUGAUGAAGCCGUUGAAGAAAUCGACAUUGGUGGGGUUACUUUGUUGAGAGCCGCCGCCAAGAACCAUUCCAGAGUCACCAUCUUGUCUGAUCCAAACGAUUAUGCUGGAUUUUUGGAAGAAUUGAAGAAGGGAGAAGUUUCCGCUGAUGCUAGAAACAGAUAUGCUCUCAAGGCCUUUGAACAUACUGCCGAUUAUGACGUUGCCAUCUCUGAUUUCUUCCGUAAACAAUACUCUGAAAACGUUUCUCAAUUACCAUUGAGAUACGGUGCUAACCCUCAUCAAAAGCCUGCACAAGCCUUUGUCAGUCAAGGUGAAUUACCUUUCAAGGUUUUAUCUGGAUCCCCUGGUUAUAUCAACUUGCUUGAUGCCUUGAACUCAUGGCCAUUGGUUAAGGAAUUGUCUGCCUCUUUGAACUUGCCAGCUGCCGCUUCUUUCAAGCAUGUUUCCCCAGCCGGUGUUGCCGUUGGGUUACCACUUUCAGACGUGGAAAAGAAGAUUUACUUUGUUGAAGACAUUGAAAACUUGUCCCCAUUGGCCAACGCCUAUGCCAGAGCCAGAGGUGCCGACAGAAUGUCUUCCUUUGGUGACUGGAUCGCCCUUUCCAACAUUGUUGACUUGCCAACCGCGCAAAUCAUCUCCAAGGAAGUCAGUGACGGGGUCAUUGCCCCAGGUUACUCUCCAGAAGCCUUGGAAAUCUUGAAGAAGAAGAAGGGUGGUAAGUACUGUAUCUUGCAAAUCGAUCCAAACUUCACUCCUGAUGCCUUGGAAUCCAGACAAGUUUACGGUAUCACCUUGCAACAAAAGCGUAACGACGCCAUCAUCAAGUCUUCCUCUUUCAAGGAAAUUGUUUCCUCAUGUAAGGACUUGACCGAACAAGGUACCAUCGACUUGACUGUGGCCACCAUUGCCUUGAAAUACACCCAAUCCAACUCUGUGUGUUACGCCAAGAACGGUAUGGUUAUUGGAUUGGGAGCUGGCCAACAAUCUCGUAUCCACUGUACCAGACUUGCCGGUGACAAGGCCGACAACUGGUGGUUCAGACAACACCCAAGAGUCUUGGGCUUCAAGUGGGCCAAGGGUGUCAAGAGACCAGAAAAGUCCAACGCAAUUGAUUUGUUUGUGACUGGUCAAAUCCCAACCACUGAACCAGAAAAGACUGAAUACGAGUCCAAGUUUGCUGAAUUGCCAACUCCAUUGACCGAGGCUGAAAGAGCCGAAUGGUUGGGCAAGUUGAAGGACGUUGCUUUGUCCUCAGAUGCCUUCUUCCCAUUCCCAGACAAUGUUUACAGAGCCGCCAGAUCUGGUGUCAAGUUUGUCGCCGCUCCAUCUGGUUCUGUCAUGGACAAGGCUGUUUUCGCUGCUGCCGAUUCCUUCGAUAUGGUUUACGUUGAAAAUCCUAUCCGUUUGUUCCACCAUUAAGCUGUUUGAGCUGCAGUUUUGUACUUUAGUUGAAUGCUCA